Messenger RNA from Funneliformis caledonium, 349 nucleotides. NCBI's taxonomy places the organism in Eukaryota, Fungi, Glomeromycota, Glomeromycetes, Glomerales, Glomeraceae. The record is from the annotation of a GenBank genome assembly.
AUGUCUACAACGAAAAGAAUAUUUGACAAAAGAGGAGAAAUAAAUGGUGAAUAUGUUCCCAACCCAACAACAGGUCAAAGACAUUUGAAAUUUGGUCCACCAGGAGUUGGUGCCAAUGUUGAAGAGCCAAUCGGCGAUUAUCAUCAGGUGCCUGAUAAAGAUGAAGUGGAUAUACAUGGAGAAGGUAUAAGUGUAGAAGCAGAAAAUCGUAAUCUUGCAGAAUUAAAAUCCUUGUCUACGGAUUACGCUCGUAAAGAAAGUAAAGAGGGAACUGGUCCUCACUUAAAAACUCAGGCUGCGACCGCAGCUUCGGCGCUUGGAAAAUAUGCUGCGGCUAUCGGACAAGAGC